GUUGCUGGGGGAAGUGAGGGAGGGGUUGGAGAGGAAGAAGAGGGGUUCAGCCUAGGUCUGGAUGGUUUGUGGUGAUGGGCAGGCGAGGAAAGAGUUACGUUUUAUGUUUGGGGUUGGACGAGGUUGGUCGUUGUCUGGUCUGGGCUGAGGGUGGGCCGAUGAUGCAUGGAUGGAUGAUCCUUAUGGUCUGGUCAUUGGAUGAUGUCGCUUGCGCUUACGCUGGUAAUCUCAUGGCAUGGUUAUGUGUGAUGUACUACUCUGCUUGCUGUGUUUUUGUGGUUCGGUUCUGUUGCGUUACGUUGCCCCAGGCGUUUAGGGUUGAUAGUGUGGGAAUCACUACAUGGUACAGUACAUCCGUGUCUUGAUGGACGCUGUCUUGUUUGCAGCCUGCCCUUCGUUCCGGUUCUCGAGGGCAGUAUUUUGUGGAAUGGCAUCGAUGCAGUAGCGGUAGCUCUGGGUAAGUGUAAAUUGCGAAAGCUUACUUACUCUAAAUGAUGUAGGCCGGGGCCGGACAUCAAUCCAGAAAACGGAACCACCGGUGCUCUGGCACAACACAGCUAGGCC
Aspergillus uvarum CBS 121591 is the source of this 564-nucleotide messenger RNA. RefSeq lists its product as uncharacterized. The transcript has a single exon. The record is from RefSeq and is a predicted model, not a curated record. Lineage: Eukaryota; Fungi; Ascomycota; Eurotiomycetes; Eurotiales; Aspergillaceae. The coding region runs from base 75 to 365 and encodes 96 amino acids.